AUGGACCACUGGAACUGGCCCCCGUGCGUGCGCAUCCUCGCCAACACCCCCGACCCGUUGUUCCUCUUCGUCACGCGGGAAGAGCGUGCCGCGGUCGAGACCUCGCGCCUACAGUCGCUCCAUUUCGAGAGGCGAGACCGCCUGCGCGACCAGCGAACCGGCGAGACACAGCGCCCGGUGUGCCCUUUCGUCCGGUUCUUUGAGAAGGUUCAACUCCAAGUCAUCACCGACGAAACGCCCGACUGGCUCUGGCAGGCGUGGUUCGACCCUCCCGACAGCGACGACGACGACGACGGCGAUGAUGCCACCGCCGACGAAGGUGACAGCGAUGCCGACACGCUCGUGGAAGAACCCGAAUGUGCGCACGACUACGACUUCCUCCUCAGUUUAAACGGGCGUCUUUGGCCCGGAUACUGCAGCUACCGCAAUUACCUCGAACGGCGGUUUGGUCCUCAGGGGGCGGGCGGGCCGCCGUAG
Messenger RNA from Vanrija pseudolonga, 477 nucleotides. RefSeq lists its product as uncharacterized. NCBI's taxonomy places the organism in Eukaryota, Fungi, Basidiomycota, Tremellomycetes, Trichosporonales, Trichosporonaceae. The transcript is spliced from 2 exons. Bases 1 to 477 code for a protein of 158 amino acids. The record is from RefSeq and is a predicted model, not a curated record.